This is a messenger RNA of Rubroshorea leprosula, 1402 nucleotides long. The record is from the annotation of a GenBank genome assembly. Lineage: Eukaryota; Viridiplantae; Streptophyta; Magnoliopsida; Malvales; Dipterocarpaceae.
AGCAGCACUGAGUGUGUUAUAUGUCGAUGUGCUCUGAUUACCUUGCACGCGUUAGAAGAAUACUGUUUUGGGUCUUUUGUCUGUGAUCAGAAGAAUGAAUCCACUCUCCCUGAAUCGUCUAAUUGUCAGUGCUCCCGUGAGAAGGCACCAACUGAAGAAGCAGAUUAAGAAGAGGAGGACUGCGUUGAAAAACAUGGACGCAAGCUUGAAGAGGUUGAAGGCGGAGAUGCAAGAAAUAAGUGCAGAACAAAGAUGUAUCAGAGAAGGACAACGCCAGGUUAGAGAAAAAUUCGAAGCUAUCGAAUCGGAGUGCCUACAGCUUAAGAAAGAAACUCAACUCGUACUCCAACAGAGUACCAGAAACAAAAUCAGACUUGCUCUUAUGUUCAGAAUCUUGAAGGCACGUGAAGACUGCGACUUUGCUAAGGCCACGGAGCUUACCAGGCUGCUCCGUGAAAUGGUUGCAAGGGACAAUAGGUUAACGGGCGCACCAACAAACGAGUAAUGAAAAGUAUGGCAAUUAAUAAAGCUUUGAACAUGGAGCAACAAAUAAGGUUGGCGGUCAAGUUUGGUGCAAAUAAAGAUGGUAUUGGGAGAGUUUAGAGGGUAAGUUUAUUUUAAAUAAAUUUUUGUCUUAUAAACUUAAAAAUUUGUAAAAAAAAAAAUUUAAAAAAAGAGCUUUUAAAGUAGUUUUUUUAUUAAGUUUUAAAAAAAUUUGAAUAUGUAACUUUUUUAAAACUUAAUAUAAAGUUAUUUUAAGAGUUAAUUUUUAAAGUUUUCUUUAAUAUAUUUUUAAAUUUAUAAAAAAAAAUUAUUUAAAAAAAAUCUACCUUUUAACCUCUUCUAACACCCUCAAAACUUGUUUGUUUAUAGAUUUUAGCCUAGCUUGAUGAAAGUGUGUUCUUUAUGUGUUAAACUCUAGUUCUGUAAUGAUAGUUUAGUAGUGUAGUACUUAGGACUUAGUAGGAAUAAAGGUACAUGAUAGGAUACCGACUUUUUUAUUUGUAUGUUUAAAUAUAUAAAUGUUUUUUAUUUUUAAAUAAGUUACUAGCUUUUAAUUUUUUUAAAUAAAAAUAUAAAUUUUGUGAUUUUUAAUUAUUUAAGGAUUUAGUGCAUAUAUGGCUCCUGUCAUCACCACUAGUCACUAGAUCUUUAAAUAAAAAAAAAUUAUAUUUUGUUUAAAAAAAAUUAAAAGUUGAUAAUCUUAUUUUAAAAUUGGAAAAAAAAGCCCAAAAUUUGUAACUCGAUCUCCACCAUUGUUCGCCUGAGGGGAGGCAAAAGUUAAUUGGGGUCUAUCAUGUACGUUUAUUAUUUUUCUCUUUCGGAAAAGCCUUGUACUAUGUCAUUUGAUAUUGUAUAAUUAUAUUGUACAAUUUGAUUGCAAUAUAAAAUUACAUUUAUG